AAGAAACUAUGUAGGAUAAAAAGAAUACUAUAUUCUGACACAACCCCGUAGCCUGCAUAGUGAGAGAAUACUUGGGUCGAGAAGAGACGACUCUUGAAUCAGGUAGGGAACGAGGAGGAGCGAGGAGCAAGGCCUAAGAGGCUGAGGAGGGAGUGACGAAUGCGAGGGAGAGCCUUGGUGAAGAUGUCAGCAAGAUUGGCAGAGGAGUCAAUCUUGUGGACGGUUAGAUGGUCGGCUUGGACGAGUUCGCGAACGAAGUAGUGGCGGAGCUCGAUGUGCUUGGAGCGGCCAUGGGAAACUGCUUCUUUGGUGAAGUGUAUCGUGCUAGCAUUGUCGCACCAGAUGGUGGGGCAGAGCUGAGGGGCACCAAAUUCCGUGAGAAGGUAGCCGAGCCAGCGAGCUUCCUGUGCAGCCGUGGUAACGGCAUAGAGUUCAGCUUCAUAGGAGGAGAGGGCAAUGGAGGAGGAGCGGGUAGAGCGCCAGCUAAUGAGGCCACUCCCCAGGGUGAAGCCAUACCCCUGGGAGCUGUGACGAUCAGGCUGGGAGUCAGCCCAUGAGGAGUCGCUGAAGCUGGUAACCAGGUUUAUCUUAUCCCAAGGGAAUAGACCCUUGUAGAAUAUAGAAUCACCCUGCGUAUAGCCACGCGAGGCUAUUGACUUUAAGAGAUUACGGCAGGAUUACGCUAGAUAGAGCGCAAUAGUACAUCCCGAGCCUGGUCGGUUAUAUAAUGAUAAUAACAGGAUAAACCAAAGGUUAAUGAAAAAUGGAGAAGAGGAAACCAAAUAAAAUGGGAUAAAAAGAGAAAUGAAAGAGGAAGGAAAAGCCAAGUGGUGUAACGGGGUCGUACUCUCACAGAUCCCCCCCUCAAAGCUGGAUGGUAGAAGUGACACCCUGCUUGACAAGGUAGUCAUGCAGAGGACGACGUGCGUUUCCCAUGACCACUUGCCAUGGCUGUUCUGGGACAAGAGGCUGUAGCAGUCCCGCUUUCUUCUGUUUGCUGCUCUUCAUCCUCUGACAUGUAUCACACGAGGAUAAACCAAAGGUUAAUGAAAAAUGGAGAAGAGGAAACCAAAUGAAAUGGGAUAAAAAGAGAAAUGAAAUAGGAAGGAAAAGCCAAGUGGUGUAACGGGGUCGUACUCUCACACUUCCCCAGCCAACGAAUCGGGCAAGGAUACUGAUGGGGUAGGCCAGGUCGGGGCGAGUGCAGAUCAUGACGUACAUCAGGGACCCCACGAGCUCAGCGUAGGGGUCGUCGGAGGAGGCUGGGGUGGUGGGGGGUGUGAGCUGGUGGUUGACAUCAAGAGGAGUGGAGACAGGCUUGGCCGGUGACAUCUCGAAGUGCUCGAGCACUUUCUUGAUGUAGUAGGACUGGGAGAGCGAGAUCGUGCGUGCUUCCUUGUCGCGAGUGAUCUCAAUGCCAAGGUAGUUCGUCUUUGACUUGUUGUAGGUCUGCGUCGUUGGAGGCGGCCAAGAGCAUAUCGUCAACAUAGACGAGGAUGUAGAAGGGUGAGGGGGAGGUGCGAAGGAAGAGGCAGGAGGCAGCUUGGGAGGGACAAAAGCCCAGGUCGCGAAGGGUGGAAGAAAGCUUGGCAUACCACUCUCGGGGUGCCUGCUUCAGGCCGUAGACGGGCCGCUUGAGUUCCCACACAGUGGAGGGAUCGAAGGGGAGAUGGAAGCCGCUGGGGCGCUCGAGGAAGAUCUGCUCGUGGAGUUCGCAUUGAAGGAAAGCGGUGGUGACAUCCAUAGAGUGUAGGAUCAUGCCGAGUCGCCCGACAAAGUCUAGGAAUACUCGGACGACCGGGGGAGUGGCAGUGGGUGAGUAGGUGUCGAAGACAGUGGCCUCCCCAGGUAAUAGCUUGACUCGAAACACCCACUUGCCACGAACCACAUUGGCACAGGACGGGCGGCGGACAUCGAUGAAGGAGCGAUUGCGUAUGAAGGCUUGUAGUUCAUUGAUGAUGGCCUCGAGCCAACGGGCUGCAUCCGGGCACGCCAUCGCCUCCUCGUAGGUGCCAUGUUCGAAGAUGGUUGGGGCGCCGGAGACGACAAACACAGGGGUGCAUGCGAUGCUGAAGGCGAUUGGCACGAGGAGCGGGUUGAGGUGAUGGAGCGUGAGGAUCUCUUCGUGAGCAUCCUCUUGAACAAGG
Messenger RNA from Closterium sp. NIES-67, 2147 nucleotides. The record is from the annotation of a GenBank genome assembly. NCBI's taxonomy places the organism in Eukaryota, Viridiplantae, Streptophyta, Zygnematophyceae, Desmidiales, Closteriaceae.